AUGGCAACCCCAACCAAGCUCUGUAUUUUUUGCCGCUCUGUGGAGCCCAUCUCCCAACCCUGCGCUGCGCUUCCGACGUCAAAAGCCAUCGAGCUGAUUGCCCCUCUGCGAGCCCAUGAGGAGGCACUCAUCCUUGGACUCCAGCAACAACCCAGCGCACUUUGCCAACGAUGUGCCGCCUUCGACAUUGUUCGGGUUUUCAAGGACUCAAACCCCUUGGACAAUUCCAAGGCUGAGUACCACACGCUCGACUACCGCCACUCAAGUCGGCAGUACGAGAUGGAUUUCGGCGAACUGGCAUCGCUGGUACUAUCCCCAUCCUGCCCGCUCUGUCGCUUGAUUUUUCGAAUCUUCCCCAGAGUAGGUCUUGGAACCACUGAUGUCAUGCUCAAGCUCGUACCAUUCCGGUCCUACGUCCAACGAGGGGGAUGGAACUUGUUUCCAGCGCAGUUGAGAACAAACCCGGCCAUUUUCCUUGGUGUCAAUUCAGGGGGCACCUCAAUCAUCAAUGAGCGUGAACCUCGGCCACUGGGCGGCGAGGUUCGCCGCUUUGGAUAUAGGACUGGGGAGUCGAUUGCGCUUGCUGGAACCACACGAUCAGGCAAUGCGAGACACCUUGACCGCUUUGUCGACUUCUCAAGAUUCUCGGGGGCAUUGGAAGACUGCAUCAAGAAUCACGGACCUACCUGCCAGGUCACUGCCUCACCGGAACUAUCCCUCACGCGUAUGAUCGAUGUCAUUGACCGUAAAGUCGUCCCUUAUCCUGACGGGUGCGACUACUUUGCCCUCAGCUAUGUGUGGGGUGGCGUCAUGCCGGCCGCAGAUGCUCUGGAUGGCAAGACGCUUCCCGACACGAUCGAAGACGCCAUCGCCGUCACAUGUAAACUUGGUCGGCGCUAUCUCUGGGUCGACGCCCUCUGCAUCGAUCAGACCCCAAACCCGACUCCCAUCCAACGCAGAGAAAAGGAGAAGCAACUCAGAAUUAUGGAUCAGAUCUACUCCUCUGCCACACUCACCCUCGUUGCCGUGGCAGGCAACAACUCUAAUGCUGGCCUUCCCGGGGUGGCCCGCCCCCGCACUCACCAAUUGCGCGAGACCAUCGCAGGCCACACCGUCUUCACCGUUCCCCCAACCGUUGGGGAAGAGAUCGCUGCCUCCACUUGGUCAACACGCGCAUGGACACUACAGGAAUCGAUGCUUUCAGUCCGUUACCUCUUCUUCACCAGCACCCAGGUCGAGUUUGCCUGUCCUGAGCACAGGUUGCCUGAAACACUGGAAAUUACAAAGACUGUGCCAAGCUGGCCCCAGUCAAUGCCGGGAAUUUUGAAGAGUGUAGAGUUGGUAUUGAGUCAGUGGAAGCAGGCACCUGAUGAUCUACUCGGCUCCAUGUAUUGGACUUGUAUUAUGGAUUAUACGGCUCGACGGAUGACGAAUGAUGAGGAUUCGCUCAACGCGCUGGCCGGGAUCAUUGCGGUCUUGGAGAAGAACGUUCCAGCUGCGGCGUGUGUCUGGGGGCUUCCGUUGGCAGCCUUUCCACGGUUCUUGGGGUGGAUGCAUCUCUGCGAAGGCGGGACCCCGAAGAGAAGAAGCGCAUUUCCGAGCUGGUCAUGGGCCGGUUGGGAAGGGGAGGUGUCACUCAAUGAGGCGCUGCAGAUGUCCAGGGAGAAGAGAAGAAUGCGAUUUCAUGACUUGACAUGCGACAUGGAGAUUCAAUACUUGGGUGUGAAUGGGGCCCAGAUCGAGGUGGAAGGAUGGCGAGUUUGUUUGGAGAUACGCACUGAGCCACUCAGCGAGGCUGUGCUUCCUGGGACAGAUAGGAUUAUGGGGUACAUCAAAGAGCGAGAUUUUAUUCACGGCAAUACGAUUCCUUCUGGCGGAUAUGAGUGUUUGGUCGUUGAGAGGUUUGCCUACCGAAACAGCAGGGAUGGACCGGUAUAUCAGAAGGUCUUCAUGAUUGUUUUGGAAUUUGGCGGAGCUGGCUCUGGGGUUGCCAGGAGGAAGACAUUCAUCACACUUGAUACUUUGGCAGGAGUGGACUUUGUAUGCUCGGGGCCUAGGAAGGAGAGAGUGGUGUUAGAGUAA
This is a messenger RNA of Podospora pseudopauciseta, 2082 nucleotides long. RefSeq lists its product as uncharacterized. NCBI's taxonomy places the organism in Eukaryota, Fungi, Ascomycota, Sordariomycetes, Sordariales, Podosporaceae. The transcript has a single exon. The record is from RefSeq and is a predicted model, not a curated record. Bases 1 to 2082 code for a protein of 693 amino acids.